AUGCAACUUUCAGAUUGUAAAUGUUCUGCUCCAAAUUAUAAAGUAACUAACCCGGCUGGAAUAUCUGUUUGUUACCAAAUUGCUUCACUUAAUAAAGCUAGCGGUGGCUUUAUUGGUAGCUUUACUGUAUUCAGGUCGUUAAAGUAUGAUGAACUCAAAGGAAAACCUGCUUUAAUAGCUAUCAAAUACGACGAAGAUAUAAAAGUGAAAAUUGGCAGAUCAAAUAAAAAUGAUGAUGGCUUUUUUAACUUGAAACCAUUAUUCACUUUCAAAGUCAAAGGCUCUGGUGGAAAUAUAAUAUUGGUCAGCAAAGCUUUCAUUGAGGGACAACUUCCAAGUAAAAAGUCCAUGAAUAAAAUAUGCAUAGAUGAUAUCAGCCCCGUAAAAUAUAAGGUUAAAGUUAAAGUAGGCAAAGACACUAAAAAAGUUUUCGGACUUAAAUUGGGCUCUGAUGUUAAAAAUAUUCCAAUCUCAAAAUUCAUACCCUCGAAACCAUAUUCUCCAUACUUGAUUGAGCCUUCUCCAAUUAAUAAUCCAGAUAAAAAGAAAGAACAACCAACUACAACUACCCAGUCUCAAGAUCAACCAACUGAAACUAGUCAAAGUCCAGAUCCCAACCAGUCGGCUCCAACUAACACAGUUCCCAACCAACUAGCUCCAACUAACGAUCCCAACCAACAAGCUCCAACUAACCCAGCUCCAGCCGACACAGCUCCAACUGACGCAGCUCCAAUUAACGAUCCAAAUGCAACUAACAGUCCAGAUCCAACUCCAGCUAACCAAAAUUCAAACCAGCAAGAUGCUAAUAGCUCAAGUGCAAGUCAGACCGCGCAAGUUGCAAAUGCAGAUUCUACUGCUGCUGCUGCUAAUGAUAGUGUGCCAGGAUCGUCAAUAAGCACCCCACCAAUAGGUCUUAUAGUAUUUGCUGUUGUGGUAGCCGUUGGAGCAGCAUUUGUCGGCUACACUACUUAUGAACGACGUAGAUACAGAAAUCAAUUUAAUCGUAGACAAAACAUGCAACAACAAAAUCCUUCUUUAGCUGCUGUUCCUGAUUUUGGCAGAGCCGUUUAA
Entrophospora sp. SA101 is the source of this 1071-nucleotide messenger RNA. NCBI's taxonomy places the organism in Eukaryota, Fungi, Glomeromycota, Glomeromycetes, Entrophosporales, Entrophosporaceae. The record is from the annotation of a GenBank genome assembly.